UGUCCGUAUGGACUCCGGGCAUACUUGUUGAUCUUCAAGGCGAAACCCUGACUGCGAUAUGCGGGGCAGGAAACCGGCGGGUAGGCAGUAAAUCGUGCUGAGGAUCUCUCUGCCAUGUCGGAGGCACAGGAGGGGGAAUGAAUUGGGUUAGACCAUGGCAAUAGUAAACCAAUAACGUCGUCUCCUUUUUAAAAAAAAUGCUACUGCUUCAUCUCCGUUUGUGCCAGCGGAUUGAUUGUACACGGAGCGGUACGUGCUGGUUUGUUUCAGUGCAGGAUGACAACAACUCACUACGAUACAAUUAUGAAAGAAAACAGGACCAACUCUAGUCCAUAGCCCUGGAUGUUUGCCUGAUUCCUCAACCUACAGUCAUCAUGGAGAAAUCCUUGGCAGAGUUAAAUAAAGCCGGCUCCCGCUCAACAUCAUCGCUGCCACCUGAACCGGUGGACAUCAUUCGCAGCAAGUCAUGUUUCCGCAGAGUCAGGCUGAAUGUUGGGGGUCUCCCCCAUGAGGUUUUGUGGCGAACAUUAGAUAGGCUACCACGAACACGUUUGGGAAAGUUAAGAGAUUGCAACACCCAUGAAUCUCUGAUGGAAGUGUGCGAUGACUACAACCUCGAGGAGAACGAGUACUUUUUUGACCGACAUCCAGGGGCGUUCACGUCAAUUCUGAACUUCUACCGCACGGGUAAGCUGCACAUGAUGGAAGAAAUGUGCGCCCUGUCGUUCAGUCAAGAACUCGACCACUGGGGCAUUGACGAGAUCUACCUAGAGUCGUGUUGCCAGGCUAGGUACCACCAGAAGAAGGAGCAAAUGAAUGAGGAGCUCAAGCGAGAGGCCGACAACAUGAAGGACAUAGAUGGAGAAGAAUUUGACAACACUUGCUGUGCCGAAAAACGAAAGAAGCUUUGGGACCUCCUGGAAAAGCCAGGCUCAUCUGUUGCAGCAAAGAUCCUGGCCAUUAUCUCCAUCCUCUUCAUCGUUCUAUCCACCAUUGCCUUGUCUCUGAACACCCUUCCAGAGCUGCAGGACACGGAUGAGUUUGGCCAGUCUUCAGACAACCCACAACUGGCCCAUGUGGAAGCUGUGUGUAUUGCCUGGUUUACCAUGGAGUACCUUCUUCGCUUCCUCUCCUCCCCCAGCAAAUGGAAGUUCUUUAAGGGUCCUCUGAACGUCAUUGACCUGUUGGCCAUCUUGCCAUACUACGUCACCAUCUUCUUGACAGAAUCCAACAAGAGUGUACUGCAAUUUCAGAAUGUCCGCCGCGUGGUUCAGAUUUUUCGUAUCAUGCGUAUCCUACGUAUUCUGAAGCUGGCUCGUCACUCCACAGGUCUUCAGUCUCUAGGCUUCACUCUUAGGAGGAGUUACAAUGAGCUGGGCCUGCUUAUUCUUUUCCUAGCCAUGGGCAUCAUGAUCUUCUCCAGUCUUGUGUUCUUUGCUGAGAAGGAUGAGGAGGAUACAAAGUUUAAAAGCAUUCCAGCUUCUUUCUGGUGGGCUACUAUUACUAUGACCACAGUAGGCUACGGAGAUAUUUACCCAAAAACUCUACUGGGAAAGAUAGUGGGGGGUUUAUGCUGCAUAGCUGGAGUGCUUGUGAUUGCCCUACCAAUUCCCAUUAUUGUAAAUAACUUUUCUGAAUUCUACAAGGAGCAGAAGAGGCAGGAAAAAGCACUUAAGCGAAGAGAGGCCCUAGAGAGGGCAAAGAGAAAUGGUAGCAUUGUCUCAAUGAACUUGAAAGAAGCGUUUGCUCGUAGUGCAGAACUGAUGGAUGUGGUGGUAGAGAAGAGUGAGAGGCCCCAUGACAACCAUCUCUCUCCAAACCGUUGGAAAUGGACCCCCAAGAGGGCUGCAUCAGAGACAAGCUCAAACCGUUCUUUCAACGCCCAGGAGCUAGGCUCACCCAACAAGGCCGGAGCCACCAGUCCCCAGAGGCUGAAUGUUCAGAAGCUCGAGGAGAUGUACAACCAGAUGGCCAUGACACAAUCCCAGCCAAACCUCAAUGCUAAAGAAAGGGGCUCCAGAAUUGGCAAACAGAGGGAUGAGAUUGAGCUGGGGGCCAUCCAAGAUCACAGGCCACCUAUAGGAGCCAGAGAAGGAGUGGGGGACAUGAAAAGCUUGUCCAGCAUAGACAGUUAUAUCAGUUGUGCUACAGACUUCCAGGAGAAUCCACGCUACCCCCAUAGUCCAGCAAUGGAACUUGGUCUUCAAGAAAACAACCGGUUCUCCCACAGUCCGGCUACAGCUCUCAACAGGUUCUCCCAGCACAGUAGUGCAAAAUCAGGCCAAAAAUACAUCGGGGAGCGUGAGCCUAUUCUCACUCCCGUGUCUAUCACAAAGCCCUCCUGCACAGAGAACACACGGAGAUUCUUCUUUUCUGGCAACUCCUCAAAAAGCCUUAUCCCCAAAGGAGGCUGUCACAGCGAGGGGGGUUCAGGCCCGUCCCCUCUCUCAGACAGCUCAGUCAUGUCGGACCAGUCUCUAUUAAGCCCUGAAGUUUCUGUCUACACCACUGCCAGCAGCAGAACUCCACCAAAGUCCCCAGAUAGCACUACCCUGGCAGCAACUGUCUUCACCUUUCACGACUCCUCCAUCAGCAAAUACAUCGACGCUGAUACAGAUGAUGACGAGCACCUCCGUGACAUCUCUGAUGUCAGUCCCUCAGAGCGUCUUUUGGCUGGUUCAAGCCCAAAACGAAGCCUUACCAUCAAUUAUCAGAAAGGCUGCAACCAUUUAGAAGCAGCCCAGAAAAUGCUAGGCCAGAACUGUCUAUUCCCCAUUGAAGGGAUUCGUGGGGUGGCUCAUGAAAAUCACGUAGGACCUGAGAUGGCACGAAGACCAAAGGUUGAGAGGGGGCAUCAAAAUACUUUGGACAAAAACCUCUGAAGUACAAGUGCAGCAGAAAUAAACAGGAACAUGGGGCCAGAGUGUUUGUGAUGGAGACACCAGACAAACUUAAAACACUCUAUAAGACAGAGAAAAAGGAAGCGAGAGAGACAGAGGGUCUCACCGAAACAUUUCACAAAUUACCUGAGCAUGCCAUUGGGCACUAAGCUAGUGAAUAGUGAAUAGUGAAUACUCUGGGAGAAAAACACUUCUAGUUUGGAGAAUGUCACUGCCCCUCCUUCAACUCAUUCCUGAUAGUGUUAUUACACAAAACAAAAGCACUCCGUGCAGGUAGCCAACGGGUCUGUUCAGAGAUCCACGUGGAAGCAGAGUCACCAGAGAAAUUGACACGUGGUUAUAACUGGUGUAACCAAACUGAAUGAUGGUUUUAGCGGCUGGGGGAUUUCUCUAAACUCUCUAGGAAAAUAAAAUCCCAGCUGCCCACUAUCCCAUUACUGAGUCCCAAUUAAUUUUGUAGUCAUGGAGAUACAGGAGAGGACCUAGAAGCCUAUAAGCUACUUACUUGUGCCCUCCAUUCCCAAAACUGGCCUUAGUCAUUUACAUUUGUAGGGGUGUGCAUAUCUGCAUAUACUGUAAGCGUGUGUGUGUGUGUGUGUGUGUGUGUGUGUGUGUGUGUGUGUAUGCAUGUUGUGAGUGAGUGUGAAUGUUGAUGGGUGAACUAAUGGUAAGUCCUAUACACUCUUGAGAUUGUCUUACCUGAUUUAUUUUUAUAUAGCUUAGAUAAGAGAAAGUUAAUUAUAGAAAUGUGUGAUUUGCUAGUCUGCUGUGUCAUAUGUGAAGAGUAAUCCUGUGUAAGGUUCAAUGUCUUGGCACAGAGGCUACAGUUAUUGGAGGCUCUAGCCAAUCAUCCAUUAUAAGGAGUGCUCUUUCUUAAAUAGUAUUUUGCUAUUUCCCCCCCCCCCCCGUUAUCAUGUCAUGGUGAGAAUGGCCAAUACUUUCAAAUCUUGACCAGUGAAUAUUGUUGUUGCCCCUCAGUAUCAUUUUUUAAGGGAUGGUAGUGGACCAAGAACUUUUGACAUGGGCUAACAUAAGAUAAGAGCCAGAGGUAAUAAGCUUGAUAGCUGCAUAAAGCGCACAUUUAUGGAGCAUGCAUUCACCCAACCGGUCAACAUACAAAAACAUGAGACGUUUUUAAAAAAUGAAACAGAUGAAAAACCUCUAAUAUCUUUUUUCUUUUUUUUUUUUUUAUGUUUACCAUAUAUGUUUACUGACAUAAAGUUUAGAUUUCAGUAACAGAUGUUUAGCAUGCAUUGGCCUCCCUUUGACCAACACGAAAGCGUCCAAAGGGAUCACACUCUCAGAUAAUGGAAUAUACGUGUAUUUAUAGCAGGGGAGAUUUACAUCUCGUCUUUGUUCCUUUAAUCAUCAAAAUAAACUUUAAUGGCACUCAAUAUACACCGCCAGGUUAACUUUACCAUAAGUCAGAGUUGUAAAUGCCUGGCCUAAUGAAACCCAUGCAUGAGCACACACACACACCCACUAAAGAUACACAGGGAUGAAAGACAAUGUUCAGGAUACAUAGAUAUACAUUUAGUUUCCAUGGUGACAGCAGCUUUUGUCAAAGGCUGGCAACAGCUCAGCAACGGUUUGUUAAUAGGGGCGGGAAGGUCCGAUUGCAUGUAACUUAUGUUCAGCACAUAUACAGUACAAGAACACGCACAUAGGCAUGUGCCCAUUAAUUGACAGUAUGCAGUCACAUGUUAGCAGAGCCACUCCUCACUGUGCAUAUUUAUGAGUACUGUGUAAAAGUAACAUUAUGAUGUAAGGACCUUGUACGUUUGUUAUGUUAAUGUAUAAAAUCUCUGUAGCAUUUCAUAAAUACUACAAGUCCCCUGAAUGCAUUCUCUAUUAUCUGUUUAUAUUUCAACAUAGCAAAGAGAAACAGUCUUACAUAUCGCUGAUAAUUAAACAUAUUACAUGAACUACCAUACACAGAACAUAGAGGGACAAAAGUGCUGUAUUUUAACCAUAGUCGCAACCUUAAAAAUGUGAAUUAAAUCAUAUAUUAGGAUUGACUUCAUAGACCAAGCCAAUAUAAGCAGAGUUAGUAUAAUGUGUUAAGAACGCACUGUUCCUCCCUCAACCCCAUGAAAUCUAAUUUUGAAUGUGAAGCUACAACAUUUUUGUAAUAUCUUUAAAAAAUUCAGGAGCAGGUAUGUCUUAAAUCAUAAUAACUUUCUGUAAUGUUAACAAGACAUGAAGAAGAACCUCACUGCCGACAAAACCAAUUCUCAAAGAAAAUCAAAGACCAAACUGUAAAAGCUUCCUGGCACAAGUAGAAUAGUGAAAGACACAAAUAAUAGAGUUCAUUGCACUAGUAUAAAUAUAGGUGUUGAGUACAAUGUUAGUCAAAAGUCAAAAGAAGAUGAUCGACAAAUGUAUUUUGGUGGUGUUGUUGUUAAGAGUCUAAUCACAAACCCUGAUUUCAUUUCCUGUUUUAAUCACAGAGUUGAACCAUUUCAUAUUGCUCUCCCAUAGUGAGAGGAGCUGAGGUGUGAAAGGAAUAGCAAUGACUGUGAGAGGCAGAGGGAACCGUGUGUGUGUGUGUGUGUGUGAGAGAGAGACAGCAGUGAAGCCAGGGCAUUAGAGCAGUGUCGCUGCCGCUUAAUGGGAAAGAAUGAGCUGCAUGUCGGGGGGGGGGGGGGGGACCUGCUUCUGUUUUAUCCCAUAUUCUAUCUGCAGUUCUGACUAACAUGCAACUGUAACACAAAUUGCAAAUCUAAUGAUAUGAGAUAUUAAGAUUACUUUACUUGUAAAGUUCAGGUUCAUUUACUGCUGAGAAGAGGGGAAGCACAUUUUAUGGAUCUUUUCAGAUGACUUCUGGUGAUAUUCAGAAUGUAUAAUUUUUUAGGUCUCCCCAAAAACUUGCUGUGCCUGGCUGCUCCUUUGGUUAUAAUCAUGCAUUAAUUAAUUAUUCCCACAAUAAAUAUCUUCAUAUCACUUUACACGGUGGAAGUGGCACAGGUAAAUUAUACAACAAAAAGAUGUACAUGCAAACUUUGUCUAUUACAUUUCAUUUUCUUUUGGUUAGACGACGUAAGUCUCAACAAGAGAAACAUUUGGUUCAAAGACCAGUUGGAUGUUAGGUCGUGAUUAACUUUUCACUGCGUAUUUAUCUUUAUCUUAUGAAAAGUCCAGGCCAAUGUAUGCCAACAUCUUUUACCCUCUCACACCGAAAUGUCCAUGGAGAUUUAACAAUGUUUUCUUAAGUUGUAAAGAAACACAUUUCAGUCAGUCAGACAUGACCUGAGUCUAUUUAAUCAGUCAAAGAAAUUAAAUUAAAUUUCAUUUAAUUGCAUUCAGAUAAAGGGAAUUGAGAUCACACAACCUCUCAUGGAGCAACAUUUGAGCUUCUGUCCCAUCAUUUAGGUUUUAGUGCACAGAGGUGGAAAGAGUACUAGAGUAAUUGUACUGGUAUAAAUAUAUUCUAAACAUGAUAAGGCCAUGUAGAUUGCAUUAAAUGUCAACUUAUACGCAAGUGGAACAACAUCAGCAAGAAAACCCCUUAUGUCCAAACCAACAAAUGGCCCUCUGCAGACUGUGCAUACAAAUUAUUAUUAAUUAUAUGAAUAUACAUCUGCCUUCCUUGAUAUAGCCUUACAAGAGAGGAAACAAAACGACAAUAAAUAAAACGAGCUAUGGACACCACGUAGUAGAAUAAAUCCCCACUAAAGCAGACAAUGUAGAAACAAUAUAAACAGCAAAGGAGAGACUGCACAGUUUUUGCUCACCGUAAAGCGCGCACAGGCAACCACGUUGAUAGGCAACCACGUGUAACCAGGCUACUCGGACAUGUUAGCUGGUAUCAAAUAGCGUGCUUGCCGGAUGUUGCAUUAAAUUAGUCAUUAAUUAAGAUAGAUGCAACAAUGUUGAAACUAUGCCUAGGUAAUGUUACAAUGCUAAAUAUAAACACAGCCCAUGUGAUCCCUAAUUGGAUUGUGUUUGAAGUGCUAGCCCCAGGCCAUGACCCGUGCAUCAGGCCCGGUGAACGCAAACAUUUAUUAUGGUCAUCAUUUCCGGAGCGUCUCCUUUCUGGAGCUCCGCUCUCCUGCAGCCGCAGACACACACCUGCCACCUCCUCUCUGCUGCAGCUGCUGAUGUAUCUGAUGUUCCAUUCUCGCACAGUUUAUCAGGACUUCAUCAUGUGACUUUUGUUUUUACCCUGUAAGGGAAGCGACUUGAAAUGUAGUACAUUACUUGUGAUAAAUAGUUGGUUAGGCUACUUAAGUUAAAGUCCAAUUACCGAUUCUUUUUAAAAAAAUCACAAAAUACUACUUUGUUUCAGUAAUGAGAGUAAAUGUAUUUCAUUACUUCCACCCCUAAGGACCAUGUUCCACUGAAAUAUCUUCAAUAAUGAUGACAAUCAAUAUUCCAUGAACAGACAGCACGUAUUAUUUUAGAUAACUGAAAUGUGUUAUGGGCAAAUACUACGCAAAUAUACGCACCUAUGAGCAUACACACAGAAAUCCUGAAACUACGAUAAUCUUAAGCUUUUAGACAAGGUAGUGCAAAAGAAACAUCGUGAUUUCAUACAUGACUGUGAUACUGUGACAUGGUACCACCAUAAUUCAAAACUAAAUAUUCAUUUAUUUUUUCAAGUCAUCCUUGCUUUUAUUUCAUUUGGGCAUUUUACUACCCUCCAUUCCCAAGGGAGCCAAUCAUCUAAAAGAGCUUUUAAUUUCACUGAGAUCCUUGUGGAGUAAUUCAAAGGACUAAACCAUCAUGCUUUAUGAAGAAAACACAAUCAGGUGAAUUAUUGAUACAAACUAAGAUGAAGAGCACAUAUUCUCAAACAUUUCAAUAUCAAGGCUCCCACCUGUACUGUAAAUGCAUUUUUUGUAACUUUUAUUCAAAGUUGAUUGUCACUCUAGCUGCUAAAUUUAUCUGUUAGGAGGUUCAGGUCUUUUUUUAUUUUCUGUUAGAACCCCAUAGGAACCUUUUCAAGGAUGUGGUACUUUCCAAACCCAGUGAGAACCACUGCUUUAGCAAGUAUAGCCCAAUUCCACAUACUCUGAAUAUUACACUG
Anarrhichthys ocellatus (wolf-eel) is the source of this 7929-nucleotide messenger RNA. RefSeq names its product potassium voltage-gated channel, Shab-related subfamily, member 1 (gene kcnb1). The transcript has 3 exons. Gene Ontology annotation, molecular function: protein binding; delayed rectifier potassium channel activity. Gene Ontology annotation, cellular component: membrane; voltage-gated potassium channel complex. The record is from RefSeq and is a predicted model, not a curated record. Gene Ontology annotation, biological process: action potential; protein homooligomerization; potassium ion transmembrane transport. NCBI's taxonomy places the organism in Eukaryota, Metazoa, Chordata, Actinopteri, Perciformes, Anarhichadidae. The coding region runs from base 375 to 2882 and encodes 835 amino acids.